UAUAACGGGUGAAACUGGGAGCAGAGGCAACAGUCAGACAGGAGUUCUGAGUUACAGAGGUAGACAAAGACGAAAUAGAUUCAACACAGCAACGAUGCACAAGCUGGCAUUCUGCUGUCUCAUCAUCAUCAGCUUCUCCUGUCCUCUCUCGACUCUCCCCAUCAUCAAUGCCAGUGAGAUGUCUUAUCAACCCUCAGCGGAUGAAGAUUCAAGAUUAAAUCUGGAGCGGUUGGGCCGCCUAAGAAGCACUUCCCUGCUUCAGUUCCUGCCAGAGCUGUUGGGCACACCGACUGAAGACAACAAAGCAGGUCCUAGCCUCAGCAGCUACAACCCAAGGGAAAAUGUCAAAGAGGCUUUCUAUGGAAAUCAUCCUCGAAUUGCUCUGCUGGGCCGCUUCUUGACCAAGGACAGGAAACAGUACAAGAAACGUGGGAAUCUUUCCGAGUGCUUCUGGAAAUACUGUGUGUAAACAGGAGAAGAAACUCUCCCUGACUUUGGUUGCAUAAUUUAUACAGAUGUCUGAAAACAUGUAUAUAGAUUUGCUUGAUUUAAAAUGAGAAUGAAGAAACAUGAAGACAGCUCCUAACUUUAGACUAUACGCUAUUUGGAAAUUAAUAAAUUCUUGAUGUUUUGCAAUUAUGCUGUGAGCAGUGUUGUAUUUUCUUAGAGCUCAGCACAACAGGAAGAAAGUAAUGGGACAAACAGAUAAAUACGCAACAUGAAAGAACUCAGGCAGGGGACCCACGAUUCCCAUGGGGUCCUGUGAAACCUCCCAGAAGAGCAAUGCCUCAAUCGCCUCUAAGUCCAGAGGCAAGAGGACUUUCUCCUCUGUCACGUGACAGAGAUCGGGGCGCCAGGUAGAAAGGGUCGUUGCUGCAUUCCCCCAUGAUGCUGAGCCGGUGAGGGAUGGCAGCCGAACAGUGCCCCGUCCCCUCCUGCCAUCCCCAAGCCACCACAAAAACAAUAACCAUGUGCCAGGAUCAAGCACCUGCUCCACCACUGCUGGAGAGAGAGAACGGUUUCUCUU
Messenger RNA from Chroicocephalus ridibundus (black-headed gull), 1027 nucleotides. RefSeq names its product urotensin 2 (gene UTS2). Gene Ontology annotation, cellular component: extracellular region. Gene Ontology annotation, molecular function: hormone activity. NCBI's taxonomy places the organism in Eukaryota, Metazoa, Chordata, Aves, Charadriiformes, Laridae. The record is from RefSeq and is a predicted model, not a curated record. The coding region runs from base 95 to 469 and encodes 124 amino acids. The transcript has 4 exons. Gene Ontology annotation, biological process: blood vessel diameter maintenance; regulation of blood pressure.